AUAAUAAUAAAAUUACUUUCUGUCUUCUCAACUUUUGUUUAGGUGUAUUUGUGAUAUAGAGGCAACUGGGUCAAUUCUUGUCCCAGAAGAGGACUGUCUUUACCGAGAAAAAAGUUUGUAGGCUUCUCAUAAUGACUGAUCACUCCGCGUAUCACUGAGGAAGCUCUAUCACUUUCAUUCAUGGGAGAAAAUCAAGAAAAGUGCAUCCAAAUAACAGGAUCAGAUGAGAUAGCCAAAGAAGGAAAUACCACAGAGUCUUCACAAACAAUCAUCAACCAAACAAAAAUGACCCACAAAGCAAAUUACAUGAAGUGGCUUAAGAUCUUUGUCUAUAUCAUCUUUAUCCUUCUAGGGCAGGCAGUGGCAACCCUCCUUGGAAGACUGUACUUUGACAAAGGAGGCAAAAGCAAAUGGCUAGGAACCUUGGUCCAAGUGGCAGGCUUCCCCAUCUUCUUUCCUUAUUACAUCAUAAUAGCAACCAAACAAAAAACAAGCACAAACAACAUUUCACAAACAGAACAACAACCAACCCUGUUGAAACUAGUUAUGGUUUAUCUCACAUUAGGAUUGCUUUUAGCUGCAGAUUGCUACUUACUCUCCAUUGGCCUCAUGUACCUUCCUGUCUCCACUUAUUCCCUCAUCUCUUCCUCACAAUUAGCUUUCAAUGCCAUCUUCUCCUUCUUCCUCAACUCCCAAAAGUUCACUCCUCCAAUCAUCAACUCCCUUGUUCUCCUCACCAUCUCCUCCACCCUCCUUGUCUUUCAAACAGAAUCAGAUGGUUCAGCCUACAACAAGACCUCUAAGGCCAAAUACAUACUUGGCUUCCUCUGCACCAUUGCUGGAUCAGCAGGCUAUGGCCUAGUGCUUUCUUUGACACAGCUGUUCUUCAACAAGGUCAUCAAAAGUGAGUCAUUCAAGGUCAUUGUUGACUUGAUCGUUUACCGGUCGUUUGUUGCUUGUCUAGCCAUUGUUGUGGGGCUUUUUGUGAGUGGAGAGUGGAGGGGUUUGAAGAAGGAGAUGUAUGAGUUUGAGUUGGGGAAAGUCUCUUAUUUUAUGACAUUGAUAUGGACAGCCAUUGUAUGGAAAGCGUACGCUAUUGGGUGUGUUGGUUUGAUAGCUGAGGUUUCUUCUCUGUUUUCGAAUGCUGUAUGUGUUCUGGGAUCGCCUUUAGUUCCUGUUGCAGCAGUGAUCAUUUUUCACGAUAAGAUGAGUGGGUUGAAAGGUGUUGCAAUGGCUUUGGCAGUUUGGGGUUUUAUUUCCUAUGCUUAUCAGCAAUAUCUUGAUGAUUGUAAUAAGUCCAAGGAGAAUUCCAAAAGUUCAUUGUGAACAGAAAAAGGAAAUGUGAGGAAUGCGGCAUCAUUUGGAGAAUUAAAAGGCACUUGACACUUGAAAUCAACUUCUGUUAAUGAGCUAAGGCCACCCAAGUUUACCACGUGGAAACGUAAUAGAUUAAUGAGAAAGAAAAAGUGGACUCCAUUUGACUACUUUUAGAGUUGUUUAUUGUGUUAUGUAAUUAUACGGAUACAUGAGACACACAUCCAAAUCUCUAAUUAAAUAACACAAUCGAAUUGAUGAGUUGAGAGUAUUCAAUCAGAUUACACUUAAAAAUUA
Messenger RNA from Cucumis melo (muskmelon), 1611 nucleotides. Its product is annotated as probable purine permease 10. Gene Ontology annotation, molecular function: purine nucleoside transmembrane transporter activity. Lineage: Eukaryota; Viridiplantae; Streptophyta; Magnoliopsida; Cucurbitales; Cucurbitaceae. The transcript is spliced from 3 exons. Bases 181 to 1326 code for a protein of 381 amino acids. Gene Ontology annotation, cellular component: membrane. The record is from RefSeq and is a predicted model, not a curated record.